Rattus rattus (black rat) is the source of this 1542-nucleotide messenger RNA. RefSeq names its product dopamine receptor D3 (gene Drd3). Bases 47 to 1483 code for a protein of 478 amino acids. NCBI's taxonomy places the organism in Eukaryota, Metazoa, Chordata, Mammalia, Rodentia, Muridae. Gene Ontology annotation, cellular component: plasma membrane. The transcript has 8 exons. The record is from RefSeq and is a predicted model, not a curated record. Gene Ontology annotation, biological process: adenylate cyclase-inhibiting dopamine receptor signaling pathway; adenylate cyclase-activating adrenergic receptor signaling pathway. Gene Ontology annotation, molecular function: G protein-coupled receptor activity; dopamine neurotransmitter receptor activity, coupled via Gi/Go.
GGGAAAGGCAAAGUUUGCUUUGCUUCGGUGUGUCUGCCGUCAGUAAAUGGCUUCAGGAACUGCGACGCUAAACACCACAGUCUCCAGACACCAGAAGAAAUUUGCAGGGAACAUUUUGGAGUCACGUUCCUCUGUGUGGGCUAUGGCACCUCUGAGCCAGAUAAGCAGCCACCUCAACUCCACCUGCGGGGCAGAAAACUCCACUGGCGUCAACCGGGCCCGUCCGCACGCCUACUACGCCCUGUCCUACUGUGCUCUCAUCCUAGCCAUCAUCUUUGGCAACGGCCUGGUAUGUGCUGCUGUGCUGAGGGAACGUGCCCUGCAGACCACCACCAACUACCUAGUGGUGAGCCUGGCUGUGGCCGACCUGCUAGUGGCCACGUUGGUGAUGCCAUGGGUGGUGUACUUGGAGGUGACAGGUGGAGUCUGGAAUUUCAGCCGCAUUUGCUGUGACGUUUUUGUCACCCUGGAUGUCAUGAUGUGUACAGCCAGCAUCCUGAACCUCUGUGCCAUCAGCAUAGACAGGUACACAGCGGUGGUCAUGCCAGUUCACUAUCAGCAUGGCACCGGGCAGAGCUCCUGUAGACGUGUGGCGCUCAUGAUCACAGCUGUGUGGGUGCUGGCUUUUGCUGUGUCCUGCCCUCUCCUCUUUGGUUUCAACACAACAGGGGAUCCCAGCAUCUGCUCCAUCUCCAACCCUGAUUUUGUCAUUUACUCUUCAGUGGUGUCCUUCUACCUUCCCUUCGGGGUGACUGUCCUGGUCUAUGCCAGGAUCUACAUAGUCCUGAGGCAAAGGCAAAGAAAACGGAUUCUCACUCGACAGAACAGCCAGUGCAUCAGUAUCAGACCUGGCUUUCCUCAGCAGUCUUCCUGUCUGAGGCUGCAUCCCAUUCGGCAGUUUUCAAUAAGGGCCAGGUUUCUGUCAGAUGCCACAGGACAAAUGGAGCACAUAGAAGACAAACAAUAUCCCCAGAAAUGCCAGGACCCCCUUUUGUCACACCUGCAGCCCCCCUCACCUGGUCAGACACAUGGGGGGCUGAAGCGCUACUACAGCAUCUGCCAAGACACUGCCUUGAGGCACCCAAGCUUCGAAGGCGGGGCAGGGAUGAGCCCCGUGGAGAGGACUCGGAACUCCUUGAGCCCCACCAUGGCACCCAAGCUCAGCUUAGAGGUUCGAAAACUCAGCAACGGCAGGUUAUCCACGUCCCUGAGGCUGGGGCCCCUGCAGCCUCGGGGAGUACCACUUCGAGAGAAGAAGGCCACCCAGAUGGUGGUCAUUGUGCUUGGAGCCUUCAUUGUCUGCUGGCUGCCCUUCUUCCUGACUCACAUUCUUAAUACCCACUGUCAAGCAUGCCAUGUGUCCCCAGAGCUUUACAGAGCCACGACGUGGCUAGGCUAUGUGAACAGUGCCCUGAAUCCUGUGAUCUAUACCACCUUCAAUGUGGAGUUCCGCAAAGCCUUCCUCAAGAUCCUGUCCUGCUGAAGGAGGAGAAGAGACUUCACUCCCUUUACCCACUUCGAGAUGCCAGGCAGUUUGAACCC